Molecule: messenger RNA, 2331 nt
Organism: Triticum dicoccoides
Lineage: Eukaryota; Viridiplantae; Streptophyta; Magnoliopsida; Poales; Poaceae
Product: pre-mRNA-splicing factor syf1 homolog
Exons: 1
Coding region: 1-2331 (776 amino acids)
Biological process (GO): generation of catalytic spliceosome for first transesterification step; mRNA splicing, via spliceosome
Cellular component (GO): post-mRNA release spliceosomal complex; Prp19 complex; U2-type catalytic step 2 spliceosome
Molecular function (GO): protein binding
Source: RefSeq, a predicted model, not a curated record
AUGGAGAUCGAGGUCUCGGCGGACGACGUCGCGUACGAGGAGGACGUCCUGCGCGAUCCCUUCAGGCUGUCCGGCUGGCUGCGCUACCUGUCGGCUCGUCGCGCGGCGCCGCCGGCGAAGCGCGCGGCCAUCUACGAGCGGGCGCUGCGAGCCCUCCCCGGGUCGUACAAGCUGUGGCACGCCUACCUCACGGAGCUCGGCGACGCCGCGCGCGCGCUGCCCGUCACCCACGCCGCUCACGCCGGCCUCGACGCCGCCUUCGAGCGCGCGCUCGCCGCUGGCAUGUCCCGGAUGCCGCGCGUCUGGCACAUGUACGCCUCCUCGCUCCUCCACCAACGCCUCCUCACACGCGCCCGCCACGUGCUCGACCGCGCGCUGCGCUCGCUGCCCGUCACGCAGCACCACCACGUGUGGCCGCUUCACCUCCGCCUCGCCUCCCUGCCCGACUGCCCGGCCCCGACCGCGGUCCGUGUGCAUGGCCGCCACCUCCAGUUCGAUCCUGACCACGCGGAGGAUUUCAUCGCCUUCCUCGUCUCUGCCGGCAGAUGGCGGGACGCCGCCCAACACCUCGCCGCGGCCAUCGACGACGAAGGAUUCGUGUCCGUCAAGGGCACAACGAAGCGCCAGCUACUGCCUGACCUGUGUGGCCUGCUCGCCCAGCACCCAGAGGACGUCGCCGGGAUGCCGGUGGACGGAAUCCUCCGCGGCAGCAUCCGGAAGUUCCCCGAGGAGGCCGGCGUGCUGUGGACAAGCCUGGCCAGCCACUACGCGCGGAGAGGCCUCCACGGCAAGGCUAGGGAUGUGUUCGAGGAGGCCAUGACCACGGCGACCACCGUCAAGGACUUCCGGAUGGUGUUCGACGCAUACUUGCACUUCGAGCACGCCAUGGCCGCCGCGGAGCUCGAGCUCUGCCAAGCGGACACCGUCGACGUCCAGGACUGCUGGCUCGCCGACAGGGACAGCAUAGACUUGGCGAUGGCGAGGCUGGAGCGGCUGCUCGAACGCCGGCCGGAGCUGCUCAACAGCGUCCUGCUGAGGCAGAACCCGCACGACAUCCAGGUGUGGCACGAGCAGGCCAAGAUCUUCCACAAGGAUCCCGCGAGACACGCCGCGACCUACGCGGAGGCCGUCAGGACCGUCGAUCCGGCGAAGGCGACGGGGAAGCCGCCGCACACGCUCUGGCUGGCUCUCGCCAAGAUGUACGAGGACCGUGGCAGCGUCGACUGCGCCCGAGACGUCCUCCACAGAGCCACGCAGGCAAACUUCACGGCGGCGGAGCACCUCGCCGCGGUUUACUGCGAGUGGGCCAAUAUGGAGCUGAGGCACCAGGAUCCCGAGAGGGCCAUUGAUCUCAUCCGGCAAGCGACCACGCCACCAUCGAUCGAGGCCACGACGCGCGCCGCUGCUGCCGGCGGCGAGGACGUUCGGGCGAAACUGCAUCGGUGUCUCAAGCUGUGGCUCGUGUACCUAGACCUGAUGACAACACACGGGUCGCUCGAGUCCGCCUGUGCCGUCUACGACAAGAUGCACGACCUCGGCGUCAUCACGCCAUUGCUGGUGCUGGACCACGCGUCCCUCCUCGAGCAGCACAGCCGGUUCGAGGACGCGUUCCGUGUGUACGAGCGGGGCGUCAGGUCCUUCAAGCACCCGCACGCCGACGCCAUAUGGGAGGCGUACCUGACGAGGUUCGUCCAGCGGCACGGGAAGAGCAGGCCGGAGAGGGUGAGGGACCUGUUCCAGGCGGCCGUCCUGCAGUCGCCGCCGGAGAGGAAGAAGGCCGUGUACCUCAGAUACGCGAGGUUCGAGGAGGACUUCGGCCUCGCGAGCCGCGCAAUGAAGGUGUACGAGGACGCCGCGAACGCCGUCCCUGCCGGCGACAGGCUCGGCGUCUACGAGGUGUACGUCGCGCGGGCUACCGAGCUCUACGGCCUUCUGAAGGCGAGGGACGUGUACCAGCAGGCGAUCGUCGGCGGCGGGCUGCCCGACGAGGGCGCGAGGGCGAUGUGCGUCGGGUUCGCCGACCUCGAGAUCGUGCUCGGCGAAGUCGCGCGCGCUCGGGCGUUGUACGCAUACGCGGCGGCCUUCACGGAUCCCAAGGUUUACCCUGAGUUCUGGAAACGGUGGAACGACUUUGAGGUGCUACACGGCGACGAGGGUACGUUCAGGGAGAUGCUCCGCGUGAAGAGGACCAUGGCGGCCGUUGCCAGAGACGGAGCAGGGGCGCGGGGUGAGAUCCGCACCGACGCCGGCGUGGUGGAGCAGGGGCUGCGCCCGUGCGCCGGCCAACGUUUCGACGGUGCUCAGCAAUGCAAGCGGAUACGUCUAGUGUAG